Messenger RNA from Micropterus salmoides (largemouth bass), 3886 nucleotides. It is a transcript of the gene slc4a5a, whose product is annotated as solute carrier family 4 member 5a. Gene Ontology annotation, molecular function: monoatomic anion transmembrane transporter activity; sodium:bicarbonate symporter activity; solute:inorganic anion antiporter activity. The coding region runs from base 56 to 3166 and encodes 1036 amino acids. Gene Ontology annotation, biological process: bicarbonate transport; monoatomic anion transport; regulation of intracellular pH. The record is from RefSeq and is a predicted model, not a curated record. NCBI's taxonomy places the organism in Eukaryota, Metazoa, Chordata, Actinopteri, Centrarchiformes, Centrarchidae. The transcript is spliced from 23 exons. Gene Ontology annotation, cellular component: plasma membrane.
UCAAGUGUCUCCGGCGGCAGAGCGGCUACGUUACAUCUUGAAUGAAGACGAUGACAUGCCCACGCCGACACUCUUCACUGAGAUGGACACUCUACAGCGAGAAGGAGACGAGCUGGAGUGGAAGGAGUCCGCCAGGUGGGUGAAGUUCGAAGAGAAGGUGGAGGAGGGGGGAGAAAGGUGGAGUAAACCACACGUGUCCACGCUAUCCCUACAUAGCCUUUUUGAGCUCAGGACGUGUCUCCAGGCGGGAACAGUGCUGCUGGACCUGGAAGGCUACUCAAUGCCUCAGAUAGUUGAUGACAUCAUUGAGAGGCAGAUAGAGGAAGGCAUGAUAUCUCCUGAUCUGAGAGAGAAGAUCAGUUUUGUCCUGCUGAGGAAACAUCGACACCAGACCAAGAAGCCAAUCCACCGCUCGCUAGCCGACAUUGGCAAGUCCAGCUCCAAUCGAAAUAUAGGGCCCCGAGGUGGACUGGGUCCAAGGCCAAGUCCGGGGUCAAUGGUCAACGUUAACCGAUCCUCGGAGGACCUCCGAAUGAAACAGCAGCCUGCCAACUAUGGUCGCCUGCGUCACGCCCAGAGUAGGAGUAUGAAUGAUAUUGCAGAUUCUCCCAGCACAGACCAGCUAAAGAAUAAAUUCAUGAAGAAGAUCCCCAGAGAUGCAGAGGCAUCCAACGUCUUGGUGGGUGAAGUGGAUUUCCUUAACAAACCCUUCGUAGCCUUUGUCCGCCUGGCUCAAGCUACAACACUAGGAGGUCUGACCGAGGUCCCUGUUCCCACCAGAUUCCUGUUUAUUCUCUUGGGACCCCAAGGAAAGGCCAAGUCGUAUAAUGAGAUCGGCCGAGCCAUAGCAACCCUAAUGGUGGAUGAUCUCUUCAGUGAUGUAGCUUACAAGGCCAGAGAUCGGGAGGACCUCAUCGCAGGCAUCGAUGAGUUUUUGGAUGAGGUGAUUGUGCUUCCACCUGGAGAAUGGGAUCCCAAAAUCCGCAUUGAGCCACCCAAGAAAGUCACCUCGGCUGACAAAAGGAAGUCAGUGUUUUCCUUAAACGAGCUGGGGCAGAUGAACGGUACAGCUGGGGGAGGAGGAGGAGGCCUGGCUGAGGAUGAGGAAAUGCCAGUGCAACAUGAGCUGGGGGAGGAGCUGGCAUUCACUGGACGCUUCUGCGGUGGUCUGUACCUGGACUUAAAGCGGAAAUUGCCAUGGCUGCCUAGUGAUUUCUAUGAGGGUUUCCACAUUCAGUCCAUCUCCGCUGUGCUCUUCAUCUACUUGGGCUGCAUCACCAACGCCAUCACCUUUGGUGGCCUGCUUGGUGACGCUACCGACAACUACCAGGGUGUGAUGGAGAGUUUCCUGGGUACAGCUCUGGCUGGCUCUGUCUUCUGUCUCUUCAGCGGUCAGCCCCUCAUCAUCCUCAGCUCCACUGGACCCAUCCUCAUCUUUGAAAAGCUCCUGUUUGAAUUCAGCAAGAACAACGACAUAGAUUACAUGGAGCUGCGUCUGUGGAUUGGCAUCCAUUCCUGCCUGCAGUGUUUCCUCCUGGUAGCUACAGAUGCUAGUUACAUCAUCAAGUACAUGACGCGUUUCACUGAGGAGGGCUUCUCCAGCCUCAUCUCCUUCAUCUUCAUCUCUGACGCCAUCAAGAAGAUGGUGGGCUCCUUCAAAUAUUACCCCAUCAACACCGACUUCAAGCCCGACUACGUCACUGCCUACAAGUGCGAAUGCCUGGCCCCAGACCCGAUGGCUGAAAUGAUCUUCAAUGGUUUAGUUCCAAUGCCAGAUAACAGCUCUAGUGUCUCUGGGUUGAAUGUGACAGCUCUGGACUGGAGCCAGCUCAGCAAGAAGGAGUGUGUGCAGUACGGAGGCUCUCUGGUGGGAAAGUCCUGCAAGUAUGUCCCCGAUCUGGCCCUCAUGUCCUUCAUCCUCUUCUUUGGCACCUACUCCAUGACCGUCACCCUCAAGAAGUUCAAGUUCAGCCGCUACUUCCCUACUAAGUUGAGGAAACUCAUCAGUGACUUCUCUAUCUUCAUGUCCAUCAUGACGUUCGUUGGGCUUGAUAUGUUGAUGGGGCUCAAAACCCCUAAGCUGAUCGUCCCCACAGAAUUUAAGCCAACUCGGCCGGAUCGUGGCUGGCUGGUGAUGCCAUUUGGUAAGAACCCUUGGUGGAUUUAUCUGGCCAGCUUUGUCCCCGCCCUCUUGGUCACCAUCCUCAUCUUCAUGGACCAGCAGAUCAGCGCCGUCAUUGUUAACCGCAAGGAGAACAAACUUAAGAAAGGCUGUGGAUACCACCUGGAUCUGUUCUGGGUGGGCGUCCUGAUGGCCGCCUGCUCCUUCAUGGGCCUGCCCUGGUACGUUGCUGCCACUGUCAUCUCCAUCGCCCACAUUGACUCUCUGAAAAUGGAGAGUGAGUCGAGCGCUCCCGGAGAGCAACCUCAGUUCCUCGGGGUCAGAGAACAAAGACUGACAGGCAUUUUGGUGUUUGCUCUCACUGGAGUCUCCAUCUUCCUUGCUCCAGUACUUAAGUUCAUCCCCAUGCCUGUGUUGUACGGUGUCUUCCUCUACAUGGGCGUAGCUUCCCUCAGUGGAAUACAGUUCUGGGACAGGAUUAAGUUGUACAUGAUGCCGUCCAAGCACCAGCCCGACUACUCCUACCUUCGCCAUGUUCCUCUGAGGAAGGUACACCUGUUCACACUGGUCCAGAUCAUAUGUCUGGGUGUGCUCUGGAUCCUCAAAUCCACCUUCCUGGCAAUCGUCUUCCCUGUUAUGAUCCUGGGUCUGAUGGUUGUCCGAAAGAUGCUGGACAUGGUCUUCUCCCAGCAUGACCUGGCCUGGCUGGACGACCUCCUGCCUGAGAAAGAGAAGAAGAAGAAGGACGAAGAUAAGAAGAAGGGGAAGGAAAAGGAGAAAGAGAAAAAGAAACCCAAAUCAGACGACAGCGAGGACGAGGACAAGUGCCACGCCUACUCCAACCACUCACCCAGCUCAGAGUCAGACUUGGAUCGCAGCAUCACCCUCCACCUGAAGAUCUCCUGCCCGUCGUCUCCGGCCAUGCCUAUGGGCCGAGGCAUGGUCUGCCCCGUGCCCCAGGUCAAGAUCGAGAUGGAGUCGGACUACGACUCGGACAUCGACCACCACCGUCCUCGGGACAUGAGCAGUGAGACCACGUUAUAAAGCUGGGACUCGACGUCUUGUUGACAGAACUACGUGCAACCGGGUGUGGGCAAACUACUCCAAGCAGCCAGUGCUGACCCACAGACAGUACAAGGUGGCACAGACCACCAAACUGACACCUUUAACAGACUGAUCCAAUCAAUGCAGUUGGAGAAGCUGCUUUUAAAUUGGUGCAUUUUUGACAGAUUUUGUUUUAAAUAAUAUAUUAAAUACUAAAUGUAUUUACUUGUAUGAUGUAAAUAGCCAUAAUAAGAGAGGAAGUGUUUAUCUGUAUGUGCUGCAUAGGAUAAUAUAUUCAAUGUGAAAAUAUUUAUCUUUAUACAUUCAUAACUAUAUAUUGAUAUUGUACUAUUAAUGCAAUGACUCCAAAUCCAAACUAAUCUUGAAGUCAGUACAAUGUCAAAACGUCUGUACAAUAAUAGAAGAGAGAACAAGCACCAUUUUAGCCACAGAACUAUUUACCAUGAGGAUGUAAAGUCUACUUGACAAAGUCACGCCAUCUACUGUUUGUUAGCCUUUGCAGUAGUGUGCCUCUGAUCCCAGAGAACCAGCUCUCCUUUCCCUGUGUCCCUCCAGUUCAUCACUUCAUAUUGGCACAUUAACCUGGAACAAAAAGAAACAACCAAAAAGUCCUGAUGUUCUGAUGUUGCUGAAAACGAUUUAUUAUGCCAGAUGUAGCGUACAGGUUUAUAUUUGUGUUUUUACUCUCAAAAUCUUUCC